Molecule: messenger RNA, 801 nt
Organism: Macadamia integrifolia
Lineage: Eukaryota; Viridiplantae; Streptophyta; Magnoliopsida; Proteales; Proteaceae
Exons: 4
Coding region: 1-801 (266 amino acids)
Biological process (GO): regulation of DNA-templated transcription
Molecular function (GO): DNA binding
Source: RefSeq, a predicted model, not a curated record
AUGAAGUACUUAAAAUACCCAUGUAAUAAUUUAUCUAAUUUACCUUUCUCCUGGACCACCGGACAACAGGAAUUCAUAGCAACCAACAGCAACUCUCAAUCGAUUUUGUUCCUCAUCAUCCUCUCAUUCCCAGUCUUCGCCAUUGCCGGAAUCAAGGAGGGACACCACAUGGUCACAAUUGAUCUUCCCGGUUCCGGUUACUGGAAGGCCACUGGAAUUGAUAGGAAAAUCAUAGCUUCUAAAACCAACCAUGUAAUAGGGAUAAAGAAGACCCUGGUUUUCAAUAGGGGAAAGCCUCCUCACGGGUCUAGAAUUGAUUGGAUCAUGCAUGAAUAUCGUCUAGCUGGCUCUAACUCUACAAUUGUUCCCUGCAUUUUCCCACAAAAUAAAAACCCAACCCAAGAUUCUACCAUGCAAGUGGAAGAUUGGGUUCUUUGUCACAUAUUUUUGAAGAGAAGGACAACUAAAAAUGAUGAAGAGAUCUUCUCCCAACCUUUAAAGGAGAAUAGAGUUAGGAAUAUUGAGACGGCUAGGCCUAGUUUCAUUGAUUUUUUGAUGGUCAGUGACAGGAGCGAGCCAACUCCUGCUCCUUCUUUAUAUUCUUCCUCGUGUUCAGAAACAUCGGCUCGUUCAUUGUGGAAGAAAUUAGAAAGGUUGUAUGAACGGAAGAUUACUGAAAAUAAAGCCUUUCUAAUUAAAAAACUUGUAAACCUGAAGUACAGAGAAGGAAGCUCAGCUGCAGAACAUUUGAAUGAAGUGCAAAGUAUUAUGAACCAGCUCUCCACUAUGAAUGUUGUAUGA